CGGGGCCAGGCGCCGCGCUCGGCUCCGCCCGCUCCCUCAAGCGCGGAGCGGUGGCUGAGGCGGGAGCGGGGCUUCCUGCGCCGAGAGGCGGCGGCGGCCACGGCACCGGCGGCGGGGUGGGAAGAACCUAGAAUCACACACGGCACGUCUUAUACACUCACGUUACAUGGGAAAACUGUUUCCGUCUUCAGUGCUGCCCUAACUGUUACUGUAUGGACUCUUGCUCAGUAGCAUGGGAGAAGAGGAAGGACUACAUCAAGCACAGUUACUGAGGUUAAGCAUGCCAGUAGAAACUCGGGAGGAGCGAGGAGAAACUGCCUCUCUGCUAGGUGAAAUACAGCCGUUGAGAUGUUCGCUUCUGUGCGAAGCAGUGGCUCCUGACUUCCAUCAAGUUUGGAACUUAAUGGGAACCAGGAGCUGGGAGCCUCUGCCUCUCUCAGAUGCCACUCUCCGAAGCCAUGACUCGUGGACCUGCUCACCCCUGGUUCCCGAAUAUCGUCUUUGGGAUCCAGUCCAUAUGUUCCUGGCCCCUGUUGUACCACACUGGCCAUUCUAUAACCUGGACACAAUGUUUGUGCGAGGAUUAAAGAGAAAAUGUUUUGAUGGCGAAGAAGAUAUUGAAGGAACUCUGGCUGGUAUUAAGGCUAUUCCUUCAUAUAAUCUUCAGCGACAGUCACUUUUAGAUAUGUCCUUGGUUAAACUUCAGCUGUGUCACAUGCUGGUUGAACCUAACCUUUGUCGUUCGGUACUUAUAGCCAACACGGUACGCCAGAUCCAAGAGGAAAUGACCCAAGAUGGGACUUGGCAGAUGAUAAAUACACAGAGUACAGGCCAGGCAUCUGUGGAUCGUCUUGUUUCAACAGAUAUCCUCUGUCGCUCAUCUAGGGAACAGGCUGAGGGAAAGCAUGUUCCAGGUUACAGUACUUUCAGUAAAGACUUUGAGGGCGACCAGGCACAAGAUAGUUCAGAAACUAUGUCAACAGCCUCUUCAGUGCAAGCUCCGAGAAACCUGCAAAGUAAUGUGUGGGAAAUGGAGAAUCCACAGGAAAACAAAGGAAACUUUCAAAAGUCGUUAGAUCAAAUAUUUGAGACACUGGAGAACAAAACUCCUAAUUCAGUGGAAGACCUCUUUUCAGAAGUUGACAACUCUUACUAUGAUCUUGAUACUAUGUUAACAGGCAUGAUGAGCAACACGAAAAUGGGACACUGUGAUGGGCUAGAAUCAUUUUCUUCUCCGACAACUACAACUUCUAGCUCUAAUUGUAAAUCUGAUCUUAACGAGCUUGAUCAUAUUGUGGAAAUCCUCGUCGAAUCCUGAAACACCUUGUGUAGGAGAGAAAAAUCUGUUAAUGGAAAAAAGACUCGAGAAAGCUGUUUCCACAGUUUGUUCUAUCAAAUCUGCACGUGUAUUUUACAAAUAUCUAUAUAUUAUAUAGAUAUAUAUAUUAAAAAAGCACUUCAUAUUGCAAAAUAGUGUUAACUCUUAAAGUUAACCUGCAACUUGUAGUGUAAUAAUCCAAUUUCUUGUCCACUGAACUAUAAGUACGUACAGUAAAUGGUUAAGUAUGGGGUCCAAGGCUUUCAAAAUUGGGUUCCUUUUACCAGUUUGCUUCAUCCUUUGAUGGAGGACAUGCUCACUGAAAGGAAAGAUGAGAGAAUCACUCUUUCUUACCCUUCUCCCAGUGAAAAUGGUAAUAAAUAGAGAAGUUGGUGAGCUUUUUUCUAUUUUCCUCCGGUUUCUACUUUGUUACAGGACAUAACUCCUACUAUAUCUGCUGCUUCUGAUCUAAGUUGCUACAUGGCUCUUAAAGAGCAGUAAGCAAUGGUUCUUGUUACUCUAGCUAGCUUAUUCUGGGUUUUGCUACAAUUUUUACUUUAAAAAUAGUUUUAAAGUGUUUAUUGGUGUUUAGAUUUUUCCAGGUAUUUUCCUAAAAUAUAUUUUUACUACAGAUGUUAUGUCAGCUGCUAACUUAGCAACUUUUGAUCAUAACUGCAGUUGAUGUAUUUUUUGAAAGGUUUUCAAAAAGGGAUGCUUUUUUACUGUGAGCUACCCAAUGUAGUUCAGUAAAGUGUAUGUAAAUGUAAAUAUACGAUUUUAUACUUUACAUUAAAAUGUAAGAGCUGUUUUCAUGAAUCUGUUUUAUAGAGUAGUACUUUACUAAAUUGAGAAUUGUACAAUUAUGCUUUUUAUACCCCAUAUACUUGAGUAUCAUUAGAGGAAGAGCUCUGAUCCAACUAGAUACAAUUAAAUUUAAUUCAUUUCAGACCGUAUUUUUUGUUAACUGCAAACCUAAAUUACCUAGGUUUUUAUUUAUGUGUAUUUAUAUGUAAAUGUCAUCAAGUGAAUUGUUUAUCACUGAAGUCUACCAUCAAAUAUUUGUUUAUAUGGGAUAACUAUCUUGCACUAAUUACUACAAAAAGUGUUACUAGCGGCCUUUAAAUCUCAACUCGUAUGUCUUGAUGUUUUGUCAUAAUUAGUAUGCUCCACUCUUACCAAGGGUUUCCUCUUGCCUUUUUUUUUUUUUAAAUAACAAAAGAUAAUACAACAUGGGAUGGUGUUCAUUUCUUCAAGUAUUCACAUUUAUUCUGGAGUAUGUAUAAUUAAGUGUAUUCCUAUGAGACUUUUUUUUGGGGGGGGGGGGGGAAGGGUAGAUGAAGUACAGUGUAUGAUGAUGUUACACCCCCAAAAAACUUACCUCCAAGCUCGUGCUGGGGAAGAGGCCUGAGCUAGCAGGGAGGUAGGCAGGGGGAAGAUUGAUUGGUUUCUGGAAUGUUUUAGCGUUGGCUGCACAAGGGGAAGAUUAGCCUCCAUUAACUUGGUUGUUUUCCAUAGGCUUGAAUCAAGCAAGUCACUGAACAUGAAAAGAAUACGUUUCCAUGUCUGACAGACCAUGCCUUCCCACAAGUGACCUUAAUUACUACACGCUCUCUCUUCCAGGUUCUCAAACCCUCCUCCCCUUCUGGGAGAUGUUAAGGACGUUGCAGUGUCACCUCCACAAAAGGAGACCGCUGAGCUUAUGAUUUCAAAGUGCUUCAGAAGCAUCUGGUUUGGGGAAAAACAACGUUACUUUGAUAAAUUACUCAAACUUGAUAAUUGAAUACAUAUUAAUCCGUAUUUGCUGUAGUAGUUAAGCAUUGCUUCCUCAACUGUUGAUUAAUAAUCACAUUAAAGUAUGAAAUACUA
Messenger RNA from Cygnus atratus (black swan), 3184 nucleotides. RefSeq names its product cell division cycle-associated protein 4. The coding region runs from base 233 to 1318 and encodes 361 amino acids. Gene Ontology annotation, molecular function: transcription regulator activity. The record is from RefSeq and is a predicted model, not a curated record. The transcript has 5 exons. Lineage: Eukaryota; Metazoa; Chordata; Aves; Anseriformes; Anatidae. Gene Ontology annotation, cellular component: nucleus.